UAUAUACAGUAUAUAUAUAUAUACACAGGUGGGUUCUCAACAGAAAAUUUGAACAUCAAACACUUCAUUUCCUGCAUUCUAGAGAGUAUUUAUACCCCAAUUUAUGACGGAAAUGUUUAGAUUUAUGGUAAGUUUCCAUCAUUAGUAAUAAUAAUGUUAAAAAUAAACCUCCUUGGUCGAUGAUGUUUAUUAAUAACAAAACUGUUACUUUUCAUGAGGAACUCAAGAUAAAACAAAUCAGCAUAAAUGAAAUCAAACCUCUGACGUUGUGGAGAAUGAAAGACAAUAAAACGACAUUAAGCAAACCGCCCUUCUCCUCGUCUGCAGGUGUGGAGACGUCACCGAUCAUCAGCUUCCUCCAGAUGUUGUGACCUCACAGGAACAGGAAGUGAGGAACCAGGAAGUGAGGAAUCAGCUGACCCUCCCUCGGUCAGCUGGUGAUGUCACUGCUGAGUGUGUCGCCUCCAACAUGAUGGGAGAGUCUCGACAAGUCUUUAACCAUCGAGUUUUAAAAGAUCAAAGGUUCUUCACUCCAGCUCUGAUUGGAGCUCUGAGUGCAGCUGUGCUCCUCCUACUGCUCCUAUUGGUUGUCUCUUACAAGUGGAGACAGAAACCCAAAUAUGAGAUCCGCUGGAAGAUCAUUGAGAGCACCGACGGGAACAACUACACCUUUAUUGACCCUCUUCAGCUUCCGUACAACCAGGAGUGGGAGUUUCCUCGAGACAAACUCCGCCUCGGUGCUGUUGUAGGUUCAGGAGCGUUUGGGAAGGUCGUCGAGGCGACGGCGUACGGUCUGGGAACCGACGACGCCACACGGGUCGCCGUCAAGAUGCUAAAACCGAGCGCUCACUCGGAGGAACGCAACGCUCUGAUGUCGGAGCUCAAGAUCCUCGGGCAUCUUGGUUACCAUGACAACAUCGUCAACCUAUUGGGAGCCUGCACUCGAGGAGGUGAUGCAAUGUGUAUAUACAGUAUAUAUAUAUAUAUGUGUGUGUGUGUGUGUGU
This is a messenger RNA of Anarrhichthys ocellatus (wolf-eel), 1005 nucleotides long. Its product is annotated as macrophage colony-stimulating factor 1 receptor 2-like. Gene Ontology annotation, cellular component: plasma membrane; signaling receptor complex; CSF1-CSF1R complex. NCBI's taxonomy places the organism in Eukaryota, Metazoa, Chordata, Actinopteri, Perciformes, Anarhichadidae. Gene Ontology annotation, molecular function: ATP binding; macrophage colony-stimulating factor receptor activity; growth factor binding. The transcript is spliced from 5 exons. Gene Ontology annotation, biological process: positive regulation of kinase activity; protein phosphorylation; multicellular organism development. The annotation marks the transcript as partial. The record is from RefSeq and is a predicted model, not a curated record.